Molecule: messenger RNA, 1021 nt
Organism: Gastrolobium bilobum
Lineage: Eukaryota; Viridiplantae; Streptophyta; Magnoliopsida; Fabales; Fabaceae
Product: peptidyl-prolyl cis-trans isomerase FKBP17-1, chloroplastic
Exons: 4
Coding region: 47-721 (224 amino acids)
Molecular function (GO): peptidyl-prolyl cis-trans isomerase activity
Source: RefSeq, a predicted model, not a curated record
UAUUGAGUCCUUGUUUGGCAGCAAUACAAGGACUGAGAAAUUGAAGAUGAUAAUAAAAAGCUCUGCCUCUGCAAGUGCAACAUGUGUCAGUGCCCCUAUCCCUUAUCCAUCAUGUAACAACAUGUUUGCAACUUGUUCAGCAGCAUCUAAAAUUACAAGAAGACCUCUAUCUCUGUCUCUCAUCUCUACCACCUUCUCUGCUUUCAUCUUCUCACUUCCUUCUCCUCCUUCCUCUUCUUCUCCCUCUCCUUCUCCAAAAUACCCCAUAUCAGACUUCUUUGAGCUCCCAAAUUCUGGUGGUGUUAAGGCUUUGGACCUCCUUGUUGGUUCAGGUGAAGUUCCCGCAGAUGGGGACCAGGUUGCAAUUCACUACUAUGGUAGACUGGCAGCAAAACAAGGAUGGCGCUUUGACUCAACCUAUGACCACAAAGAUGACAAUGGUGAUCCUAAUCCUUUUGUCUUUGUCCUUGGCACUGGCAAGGUUAUUGCUGGAAUUGAUGUGGCAGUGAGAUCAAUGAAAGUAGGUGGUAUUCGUAGAGUCAUCAUACCUCCAUCCCUUGGGUAUCAAAAUACAUCACAGGAGCCCAUCCCACCUAAUUUCUUUGACAGGCAGAGGCUUUUCACUACCAUUUUUAAUCCAACUCGCCUUGCAAAUGGAGAAGGCUCCACUUUAGGGACACUUGUAUUUGAUAUUGAACUGGUUAGCCUGAGGCAUCAGUGAAGUCAACAUGUAUGAUCCAGCUAUCCAACUAGUAACAGUCUACAUGGACCAGUGUGUAUAUAUAUAUAUAGGUCAAUAAAUUGCAGGGUGGUAGUGUUCAUGAAUCCCCAUGCAUGAUCUUGAUUAUGCAAUGCUAAGAUCAGUUUUUGUCUUUGCCAAUGAUAAGAGUAAAGCGUUUUGCUUUGUCAUAUUGAUUUUGGUGUAUUAUAGUUUAUGUAAUUAUAUCAUGUUGCCUGCUUGAUAAUUAGUUUUGCACUUCUGCUCAAAAUAAACAGUGCCCUUUCAACCAUAGCUGAUUUU